Panicum virgatum (switchgrass) is the source of this 922-nucleotide messenger RNA. RefSeq names its product WUSCHEL-related homeobox 3B-like. Lineage: Eukaryota; Viridiplantae; Streptophyta; Magnoliopsida; Poales; Poaceae. The transcript has 2 exons. The record is from RefSeq and is a predicted model, not a curated record. The coding region runs from base 217 to 792 and encodes 191 amino acids. Gene Ontology annotation, biological process: plant organ development. Gene Ontology annotation, molecular function: DNA-binding transcription factor activity; DNA binding.
UCCAUGCAUCAAGCUGAUGAAUCUGAUGAGUGUGGUAGUGUGAGCCAUAUAUAUAUAUAUAACUCUGAUUGAUCUCUGUCUAGCUAGCUAUCCACCAUUCAAUUAGCUCAUGCAGAAUGCUGAUGCAUGCAUGUAGGAUAGGUAUAUAGCAGCUUGAUCUGAGUAGUAAGUAGAUCAGUACUAGCUUAGGCUACUAGCUAGGAAUAAUAUACAAUAAUGCCUCAGACGCCGUCGACCCGUUGGUGCCCGACGCCAGAGCAGCUGAUGAUCCUGGAGGAGAUGUACCGCAGCGGCGUGAGGACGCCCAACGCGGCGGAGAUCCAGCAGAUCACGGCGCACCUCGCCUACUAUGGCCGCAUUGAGGGCAAGAAUGUCUUCUACUGGUUCCAGAACCACAAGGCCCGCGAGCGCCAGCGUCUCCGCCGACGCCUCUGCGCGCGGCACCAGCAGCAGCAGCAGCAGCAGCAGCAGCAGGCCGGCGGCAGCAGCGCCGCCGCUGUGCAUCCGGCGGUGAUGCAGCUGCACGGCCAUCACCACCACCACCCAUACGCAACCACAGCAGCAGCUGCGCUGAGCAAUCAGCAGCAGCUGGAGGAGUGGGACGCAGAGACGAUAUCGAUGAUGGAGCACUGCAACGCCAACUGCGGUGGCGACGAGGGUCUCCAGCUGCCGCCAUAUGCAUGCUGCCGUCGCCCUCUCAAAACCCUGGACCUCUUCCCCACCAAGAGCACUGGCCUCAGGGACGAGUGCAGCAGCUCCAAAUCCUCCUCCUGCUCCACAUCCACCAACUAAUAAACAUAAUUAUUAUUAAUUAUUUAGUUUCGUUGAUCUCUCAUGUCUAGCUUGCAUUGCAUUGAUCUAGCUAUUGUACGUUUCGAUUUAUAUAUUUGCAAGGUUAUUAAUUGAUGAUGUACCGCGCGCU